AUGAAUCGUUACGAGUCCGUGGUGUUCUUUGAACGUACUUCCAAGAGAUCAAUGAUGAAAGCCAAGCUCAAAAGAUUGACAAAAUAUCUCAAGUCAGGAAUUCUCAGAUGUUUUUCCGAUAGGAUAAACUAUUUCUCCACUAAACCACAUCAUGGUAGUUUUGAUGAAUUUGAUGUAUCUGAUGGAUCUGGAUCCAUAGUUGGAAGAUCAACAGAGAGUCUUGCUUUGAAGAAAAUCAUGGAAAUCACUGAUGCUAUGGUUGAUGCCUCGCACUCAAUGCCACAUCUCGGAGCUAUACUCAUGGAGUACUCUGAACCAAGAGUAGAUCCCCAGCUUGUGGAUAUUGGCGCAGACUAUUUGAUGUAUGAAAGGUAUUUAUGCUCUAUUGGGUGCAGUUCAAGUGUUCAGGGGAUGAAAAGUGACAGUUUGGAUGCUGAGCAUGGAAGUGUCGAUACUAGUUACAGGAGUAUGGACAAUUACACCGCUGAAACUCUGCCGAGUUUGAUCAGUUUCAAAAGUACCGAAACAACUUACUAUGAUAGUAUAUAA
Molecule: messenger RNA, 549 nt
Organism: Yamadazyma jaroonii
Lineage: Eukaryota; Fungi; Ascomycota; Pichiomycetes; Serinales; Debaryomycetaceae
Source: the annotation of a GenBank genome assembly